Bacidia gigantensis is the source of this 1293-nucleotide messenger RNA. RefSeq lists its product as uncharacterized. The transcript has 2 exons. The record is from RefSeq and is a predicted model, not a curated record. The coding region runs from base 1 to 1293 and encodes 430 amino acids. NCBI's taxonomy places the organism in Eukaryota, Fungi, Ascomycota, Lecanoromycetes, Lecanorales, Ramalinaceae.
AUGCAGUACCUGCCAACCCAGAUUAAGAUCAAUCCUUUCAUGGGCACGUGCAUACUGCUGUCCUACGUUGGCAUCAUAGCAGCAAUAAGUGGCCAUGCCUCACACGCCAAAGCCCCUCGCUUUCCUACCGCCAUCGCAUCGAACCUCACAAGCCAGCAAGAUUUCAAACCACCAACAUAUCGAAACGUGACUUACGGUGAGGCAUGGCUGUAUCCAGGCAAACGAUUCGGCAAGAGGACCCAGAUCGAUGAUACGAAUUGCGAAUGUUUCAGCCUUACCGGGUGUUAUGCUUUCGCCAGCGAUCCCGGAGCCUCCUCAGCACCUGCAACUAGCGAAGAGCAGCAGGCUUCAACCCAAAGCUCAUCGCCUUCAUCAUCAGACACACAAGAUAACGCGGUAGGGAUCAACAGCAUGACGGUCUAUACUGGCACAACCGCUCUUGCAGACCUGACAGACACACAAUGGCCCUUUGGUUUCAUCAUUCCCCCACCAACGACAACAAUACAAGUGACAAUAGCGCAAGUCUCCGAAUCAGGUACAAUUUCCGGCUAUUGUCCACCCCUUACCUAUUCCGGCGGCUUCGACGUCCAUUGGUCCUACAUCUGCGAGACACUCACAACGCAGCCACCAUCCUCGACCGUGUACUCAGUCGAUCCAACCACGAUCCCACAGCCAUCUUCGAGCAGUAGCACAGCCUCUUCAAGCUCCUCUUCAGAAGAAGUUACAUCGACUGGCAAACCAACGCUCUGCUUCAACACCCAAGUCGGCUCUGCCAUUCCUUGUUCCACCACCGUAUCCGCCACCGAUACGACUUUUGACAACUCGCCACCUGGCACCUCCGUCGUAAAAUCCACUGCCAGCAGGACUGACAACGGUUCUAACAGCACCACCCGCUGCUUAGCUUUCUUCACGUCUGUCUGCGCCGUCCUCGUGAUUUUCCGCCGUCCCACCCGCCAAGAACAGUCAAGAUUCCCCGCGACUUCCAAAACAGCUCGUGACGCUCCCGUCAACAUGCCGAACGAGGAAAACAAAUUUACUGCAGAUGGGAAAACAAAGCACGAUGACAUCACAAUAGUUCCGGGCAUGGGACGACGGCUAUCAGAAGCAUCACCUUUGGGACGGGAGAUUGUGCCAUUCUUGGAAACGGGAAGAGAAUUUAAGGAGCAUAAGGGUGUUCGGAAAGAGGAAAUAAAGGUUGUUCAGGGGAGUGGGAGGAAGCUGGAUGGGGUCGAGGAGGAGGCUGGCGAACUGGUGAUGCUGGAGAAGGACGCAGUGGUAGAGAAGGCUCGAUGA